This is a messenger RNA of Theobroma umbraticum, 2823 nucleotides long. RefSeq lists its product as uncharacterized. The record is from RefSeq and is a predicted model, not a curated record. Lineage: Eukaryota; Viridiplantae; Streptophyta; Magnoliopsida; Malvales; Malvaceae.
GAACAGGUUAAAGUUCUGUCGUUUUCACUUCUCUUGUAGUUUCUGUGCACUUCCAUAAACACUCUCAGAAUCACUUCAACGAGCAGAACAGCCAGCACCGCAACCAUGUCAGCUUGGACCACCAGGGCUCGCCAGGCCGCCAAUCUGGCACGGCUUUCCUCACCUAAGUCGGCUUAUGCAACUCCUCAAGCUGCCUCGCUCAUCCACAGGAGGGGCCUCGCCAGCGGUGGCGAUCAUCAUGGACCUCCAAAGGUGAAUUUUUGGCAAGACCCCAUGAAGCCAUCUAGAUGGAAAGAAGAGCAUUUUGUGAUUGUUUCUUUAACAGGGUGGGGUUUGCUCCUUUAUGGAGGUUAUAAGUAUUUCACCAAAGGCAAGAAGGAAGGGAAGAAGGAAGAGAAGGUUGGACAGCCAUAGGCAUAAGCUCUACAUGGUCUGAAUAUAUAAGAGGAAGUAAGUUAAUUAGCAUACAUGGUGAGAAUGUCUUCCUAUUUGUAUAUAAUGGUCUAGUUUUAAGCAGUUUUAGUCAUGUACAUGACUCUUCAGAAUAAUGGUGGUGACUGUCAGCACUUCUUUUAAUGUCUCUUGUGGUCCUAUCACCAAAAGAAAUAAAAAAGAUGAUAAUGAUAGUUUCUACUGUGGUUGUUUUCAUCCUAUGCUGCAUCUGUAGUCUGUAGAUGCCUGAAUCUUCAGGCUUAAGUCCUGUUUAAUGGUGGAACUCAGAAGAAAACUGCAAACAGCAGGAUUCAUAUCUUCCUGGAAUUGGAUAAAAACUCGAAUUAUGUUAAAUUUGAAUGUUAAAAAGGUUUGAAUAUCUAGUUUAUGAAAUCUUGAAAGUGUUGUUAGUAUUUUAUAGGUAUGUCUACAAUUGAAAAAGACUAUGAUCUGUUAUCCUUUCUUUCCCUCUUCUCUGCUUGAUCAAAAUAAACGUUUUAGGUUGGCAAUGUGCCUCACUCAUUCCUUUUCCAUUCCGUUUUUAACAAAUCCAAACAAGAACUUUAUCCUCUCCUUCCCCCUCUCUUCCUUUCCCUCCAUUUCUUCUCCUUCCCUACCCUUUCCUAAACAUUUAGUGUAAGAGAAAGAACCCUCUUGAUGAAAUAUUUUUCAGCUAGGUUUCCAAUUAAAAAUGUUAUCAUAAACAACAUGGAUAGGAAAAAUUUAUACAUGCAUUUGGAUUAGGACAAAAGUGAAAACAGUAUAUACGGAUAGCACCUUGUCCAUGUUUCUUUUAUAUGUAGCAUUUGCUUGCUCAGUCACACUAAAUCACAGCCCACACAUCCAUACCAAGCAAUCUUAUUUUUCUCUUCACUUCAAUUCUCAACUGCAUCUCCAUACGAUUGUCAUCCAUGGAUACCUGGUGAAGGAAAACCUUAUCACCAACUCUAGCAUCUUUGCGGUGAAUAAAUGCAAGCCAACGAACAGAAACAGCAGAUGGGUUUGCUCUGGCAUCUUUACGGCCAACAAAUUCAAGACAACCAAAUCCCCUCACACUUUGCUCAAGGAAGCAUGGAAAUUUCCAAGCUUUUCCAUCGUUAUCAACUGCAUGUAUAUAGAAAUUUUUACCAUCUCCGGGAAGGGUGUCCAUGAAACCAGAAGGGAUCAAUAAACCUUUCUUUAAGUCCUCUGCUUUUAGUGUCUUUGAGAACGUUGCCAUGCUGGUUCCAAGUAUAAAAAGUUAAUGAAGUUGUGCUUCUGCUCGAUUCUGAAGUUGCUCCCUUUGCUCCUUGUGCAGAUAUUAUGGGAAAGAAAACUUACUAUAAGAGAAGGAAAAAUCAGAAAUAUUAUUAACUUGAAAUUAAGGAUUGUUGGAAGUGGAUAUAUGUAUCAAACCAAGAAAAGUUCCUGGUGCUAUUCUUCCUUCUUUAAUCACUCUUGACUAUUAGCAUCCUUAUUACCCAGCCAAAGAAAAGGAAAUAACAGGGAAAAAAAAAAAAAAAGACAGACAAAGAAGUCAUAAAUGGUUAGAUUCUAAAGAAUAUGGCAAAAGAGUAGAUAGUGUACCUUGCCCGGUCUAACUGAUCUGAUACUUUUUUUCCCAAAAGAUCUUGGUUAAAUUUGUAAAAGAAGGAAAGCUCAAGAAAAUAGCAUCUUAGCAGUAGCUGAUCUCUUUGAGAAACACUAAACCUGACCCAGUGUAUUUAAAAGUGGGAAAGUCAAUGCAAGUCAUUCCAGAGGUUUCUUGGUGACUUCCCUUAAAGCUGCUUCAAUAUAAAAUGAAAGGAAAUGUUGAAUUGAAGGAAAAAGUGAGCAGGUGAGAGAGAAUUCUGGUCUUUCUUCUCAAUAAGGAAAAACAAGGAAGCUGCUAAGUAGAUUCACCGGGUGCAAUAAUUUCAACCCUAGAAAUUUCAUGUCUUGAUGGCGACAUAGUGGAGUUAAUCUUGUACUUACGUUUGAUAGCUUUGGUCUUUCUGACCUUGGACUUGGAAUUCAGCAGAAAUACACAGCAGCAGGGGGUUGCUAAGUAAAGUGCUCAACUUUGGACAGAUUGUCUGCAAAACAAUUUGAUCUAGGUUCAUUUUCUUCAAAACCAAGCAAUUUGGGGCCUCCUAGGGGCUAGGGCAGUUCUGGCAGCCCCUUCAAUGUCAGUGUUCUUGGACUUCAUCACCUGUCUUCUUCAUGUACUAGUUCCAAGCCAUCUGCAUGAACAGUUUUGUGCACUUACUGGGGUUACUCCAUUUAUAAAGCAUGGCAGUGUUGCAUGGCUACUUGGCCAUGGUGUGUUUCUACCUUCUCUACUUGAAGCACGAUGAGAAAUUUUAUUUGGAUAUCAUCCAACCAAAGCAAGAAUAAUCUCUACUACUUUCAUAAGUUUGUACCAUCUUUUGG